GGCGGCGGCGGGCGGGGCGCUUCGCUUCGCCCUCCGCCGGCGGCGGGAUGGCCUCGGCCGUGUUCGAGGGCACUUCGCUGGUGAACAUGUACGUGCGGGGCUGCUGGGUGAACGGCAUCCGGCGGCUCAUCAUCAGCCGGCGGGGCGACGAGGAGGAGUUCUACGAGAUCCGCACCGAGUGGUCGGACCGCAACAUCCUCUACCUGCACCGCAGCUACUCCGACCUGGGCCGCCUCUUCAAGCGCCUCCUCGACUCCUUCCCCGAGGAUCGGCCCGAGCUCUCCCGCUCCCCUUUGCUCCAAGGGCUCAUCACAAUAAAAGAAGCCCAUGAUAUAGAAGCCAGACUUAAUGAAGUGGAAAAGCUUCUGAAGACUAUAAUAAACAUGCCAUGGAAGUAUUCAAGAUCUGAAGUAGUCCUCACAUUCUUUGAGAGAUCUCCUUUGGACCAAGUUCUAAAGAAUGACAAUGUCCAUAAAAUUCAGCCAAGCUUUCAAAGUCCCGUUAAAAUAUCAGAAAUCAUGCGAUCAAAUGGAUUUUGUUUAGCAAACACUGAAACAAUAGUCAUCGACCACAGUAUACCCAAUGGAAAAGAGAAGCACCUGGAUGUGGAUUCAGCAGAACACUUGUUUGAAAGUGUGAGUGACUUUACCUCAGAGCUAGAAGACAGUGAUGACCCAACAGCUUAUGUCACCAAUUUGACAUACUACCACCUGGUCCCAUUUGAGACUGAUAUUCUGGACUGAGACUGUUCAAUGCCACAGUCAGCCAGCAUCCAGCCAACCUCUUCGUCCAUAAGCUCUGCUAUCUCCAGCAUUGCAUCUCAGUGAAUAAGGCUGUGCAGGCAAGACCAAAAGCUGAGAAGCUGCAGCAAGUACACCGCAAAGCUGGCUUUGUAGUCUGGCCUUCUGUUGUGUCUUGCAGAAAUGUCUUGUAAGGAGGUUACUGCUUCACUGUGAACAACAAACUCAUUUUCCAUGAAAGCAAGGCAGCAGAGGCCUCCUGGGACUUGAGGAAAUCUCUGCAAUGUCUGUGGUAACUGCAGCUCUGAUACAGCCACUAGAACUCGUGCUGCGGUGUGCUGUCACCCAUGCUUCUUGGCUUGCAGUGCAAGUUGAGGCUUCCUCUUUUAGGAUACCACCAGAAACUUCCCCAUAUGUCGUGCCCACACUUCUUAUGCUGUGUAAGCGAGAAGGCAAGCAAAACCAGCUGAAUUUUGUUGGCUCCCUCUGAAGUUGCUUAAUGAAUGCCUUGCAGGUCACUUUUUGCUCAGCUGCCGGAUGACUGGUGCCUUACACGAGAUGUCAGAAACACCACUGAGUGCCUCCAGGAUACAGAACAUGAGCUGACUGCUUUACUUCUUUUAAUCAUGGGUUUUUAUAUAGUCACUGAAGAGAUGACUAGUCUUUCCCUCUUUCCAUGAGUAGUAAAGCAGACAGCAGCUGGCAUUGCAAUGGACUACACACGAUGUUUAGGUACCUGAAUGACGUCAGAGAUCUGGAAAGCUGAUGGGAAAGCUGAGCUGCCCUGCUAAGGGUGGUCAAGGCUACAACAGGCACUUGGAUAUGAAUUUUGUCACGUGGACCAGAAAAUGUGAAUGGUGCUUACAGUUGUUUACAUCAGAGAGAUAGUUCCCUAUGCAUGUUUCUCCCCAGACGAUGGGGAGGAAGCCAAUGAGAUUUAUUGCGUGUUUGGACUGAAAAAGAAAAUAAGCUACAGUGUGCCUACAAUGGUAGGAAAAACACCCGCUCCCAGGCCAGCCUGACUCCAAGAGUCUUUCUGGCCUUCUGAGAUAUGCCUGCAGGGCCGGGUGCAGGAUUUGUUGUCACGUGAAUGCAUUGGUGACAGUAGGAGCAUGAGCAGGAUUGGAACCUGCAGCCUCUUGACUACUGAGUAGUGCAAGGUUAAAAUCUCUUUGGGGUCUCUCUCUUGCGGAGCGCUACGAACUCCCAGCUCUCAUGGUGAGAGCUCAGCACUCACUGUUGUGACCUGUCAUUGGGCUUUUUGUGAUCUAAUUGCAAACAUGAAAUUGAAGGGAUUGAAACGUGAAAGAGGACAUUUUGAACGUGUUUCCUUGUAGUGGGGCUUACGUUGUCCUGAAGAAGUUGGUACAACUCCCUUCCUUUGCAGACUUCUCAUUUCUACCUUUAGAAUAACAGUCAAACAGCAUUUGCUAAUGUAAAUAAUAAAUUAUUUAGAAUCCUAAUUCUUUUACACAGUAUGUUUUUAAAAUAUAUUUUAAAUGAAAUAAAAUAUAACUCACCUUCAGUACACUUCCUGCAGCUUAAGAUGGUGGCUUCUUUCUUCUUCUUUUUCCAUCUCUGAAGGCUCUUUCACAGUCCUGCCAAAUCCUCCUUCUGUUUCCAAUUGUUUUGAAAAAAUGCUGAGUUUACACAACUUCUCCUGUGCUGCAGGUGUUGCCUAUACUGCCGAUACGUUACGUACUCAUGUGAAACCUCUUAGCCUCACUGUUGAUCUUGUGUAUAGGUGUAUGUGGCUUAAUAUCACUAAGUUCAGCGGAGGAAUUCUGCCCUUUUACAACCUUAAGUGAAAACAAGUCUGGCACGUACACUCUUUGAAGAUCGUGAAGAACUUCGUGCAUUAAACUUCUGAAAUAGAAGGGGAUAUGUCCAUACUUGUGCAAGGCUUUCUGAGCAGACUCUUCCGUUUCAAAUGCGGUGGUGUUUUUUUGUUUGUUUGUUUCUUUGUCUUUAAUUUUGUUAGUUAUAAUUCUUCUCCAAUUCUUUAGUGAUUUAAGUUAGCCGUGGUGGGGUAGUAUCUAGUAAAUAAAUGUGUUGGAUUGAGAGUUCAAA
Molecule: messenger RNA, 2810 nt
Organism: Gallus gallus (chicken)
Lineage: Eukaryota; Metazoa; Chordata; Aves; Galliformes; Phasianidae
Gene: PXDC1
Product: PX domain containing 1
Exons: 5
Coding region: 48-743 (231 amino acids)
Molecular function (GO): phosphatidylinositol binding
Source: RefSeq, a predicted model, not a curated record